Molecule: messenger RNA, 3686 nt
Organism: Bombyx mandarina (wild silkworm)
Lineage: Eukaryota; Metazoa; Arthropoda; Insecta; Lepidoptera; Bombycidae
Cellular component (GO): extracellular matrix
Source: RefSeq, a predicted model, not a curated record
CACAUGCGCCGGCGCCUCGCGUGCCCAGAAGCGAAACUUCGAUACAAUAAAAAAAUAUUUGCUGAGCGAUAAUGUGAUAAAUAUGAGUGUACUGAUUGAACGUUUUUGGUGCUGUGGUUUUGAAUAAUUGUAUUUAGCGUGGCGUGUAGAUUUUGAAUUCGGAACGGCAGUAUGGCGGGAAUUUUGUACAUUUUAUUUUCUAUACUACUCUUCCAAAGAGCAAUUUCCAGUUACUUGUCUGGUGGUUACAACUUACUGAGGCUGGACCAAUUACCGUCCGACAUACCGACAACCGUAGCACCCGACGGCUUUCCGGCUCCAAAUUUCGCAAAUCAAUCCGUCACAAUACCAAUAAGCGACACCAUCGAAAUCGGGGAUUAUCUACCAACGCCGUUUAUUAUCAACGCAGUGAUCAAAUUAGACGAACUAACAGCGACGUGCUUAUUCCAGUUCAAGAAUAACGUUGCUGACACGUACUUCAGUUUGUGUAUGGAGCCCGCCAGCGAGUCUCUAGUGAGAUUUAUCUUCAACGGCCUCGAUACGAGCCCUAUAGAAACCGUAGUGAAAGUAGACAAAGAUUCAUGGACAAAAUACACUUUUGAAAUCGAUCGCACCUCGUUGACCACUCGUUUGGACUGUAUACUCUUAUUUAAGCAGAGCACCGAGAGACCUACUAUGGAUGUUUUAUUCGAACCGGAUUCGACGUUGGUUUUGGGAGAGUCGCCUUACAGUGAAAAGAAUUUUAUGGGAUCUAUAAAGGAAAUAAAAAUAUAUCCAGACUCAAACGAAGAAACCAUAAAAAAUAUUUGCAACGAGGAUUUCAAAUUACCGAGUAUAUUUAAUGAAGAAAACGAAGAAUCAACCGACAAUGUAGAAGAACCUCAAUAUAUUAAAAACCCGGAGAAAGGUGAGAAAGGUGACAAAGGUGAGAAGGGUGAAAAAGGACAAAAAGGACACCAAGGUCUCAAAGGAGAGCCUGGAAAUUCCGUCAUCGGUCCAGAAGGAUCACAAGGACCUGUUGGGCCGCUGGGACCCCCUGGCCCCGUAGGAAAGCGAGGACCGAAAGGGGAGUGUGAGUGCUCGCCUAAUUUGGUAUCGACUCUUUUGGAAACAAUGCCUGAAAUGAGAGGACCUCCCGGUGAAGCUGGUCCUACGGGCGAGCCUGGACUUCCUGGUCUUCAUGGGGAGAAGGGCCCUGAAGGUCCUGCGGGGAAACCUGGCCUAGACGGCAGAGUAGGGGAGCCAGGUCACGAUGGUGUACCUGGACGAGACGGAAAGCCUGGGGAGUCAGGACCACCAGGAAAAGACGGAGCUCCCGGUCGAGAUGGAGAACCUGGUCUAAGAGGCCCACCUGGCCCACCCGGCCCACCCGGUCCUGGAUUCAUGGAAACAGAGGAAGAAAAGAAGGCUCGACAAAUUCGGAUACCUGGGCCUAAAGGUGAGCAAGGCUCACCUGGCUUACCAGGGUAUCCCGGGCCAAAAGGUGAAACCGGAUCAAAAGGUGACAAAGGAGAAAUUGGACAACAAGGUGCAAAAGGAGAAGAAGGUAUCAUGGGUCAAAUGGGUGAAAAAGGAAAAAAGGGUGAUAAAGGUGAAGCAGGAGUAGAUGGUAGACCUGGUAUGCAUGGAAACCACGGAGUAGACGGGAGAACAGGUGAUAAAGGUGAUAAAGGAGCACCAGGGCUGGCAGGACUUCCAGCAAGCUUGGCUUCAAUUUUGGACGAAGAAAUGGACGAAUCGACAAAAGCGGCAAUCAUUGAAAAAUUCAGAGGGUUCAAAGGGGAACACGGCGACAAGGGUGAUAAGGGCAGCAAAGGUGAUCAAGGGAAUACUGGUCUAGCAGGGGAACCCGGUAAAGAUGGUAGAACUGGAAACACGGGGCCUCGAGGACCUACAGGUCUCCGAGGAAAACAAGGUCCUAUGGGCCCUAGAGGAUACAAAGGCGCAAGAGGUGCACCAGGACCAGUUGGAAAAGUACCAGCUUCAGAAAUAGCUUUACUAAAGGGUGCUACAGGACCUCCAGGACCAAAAGGAAGUACUGGAGAAAAAGGUCAAAAAGGCGAUAAAGCCCCGGAAAUAGACGUAUCAAAGCUGAAAGGUGAAAAGGGGGAUCGAGGGCUAGAAGGUAGUCCCGGUAAGCCUGGCCCUAUAGGACCAGUUGGUCCUCCAGGAAUUUGUGAGAAAUUAAGUCCUCAACCACCCAUCCCUGGACCUCCUGGACCCCCAGGGCCUCCAGGAUCACCUGGGAGAGACGGUGAAGCAGGUCAACCAGGAGCAUCCAUAAUCGGUCCGAAAGGUGAACCAGGAUUUACGAUGACAUCGAAUAAUAUUGAUGAAACAGUUGAUUUCGAUAGCAACGACGAUGAAGCCUUCUUUAAAUCAUACACAAUUAUUUUCAAGACGUACAAGGGUCUGUUGAAGAGAACGUCGAAAACGCCCGUGGGAACUCUCGCUUACGUUCUGGAUGAAAAAAUUUUGUUGUUGAGAGUGGAAUAUGGAUGGCAGAAUGUUAAUAUUGGAUCGAUGUACCAACCUUCGAGAAGCGCACCUAGACUUGUACCAUACAAUCAACCGUCAAAGUCACCUAACGACAAAAGAUAUAUACGCUUGGCAGCCCUGAACGAACCUUACUCUGGUAGAAUGGAGACCCACUUAAAUAGGGUUGGCUACAGCGCGAUCAACUACGAGUGCCACAGACAGUCCAUGCGCGACUAUAACGGAACAUUCGUUGCUGUGCUCUCAAACAGGGUAACAGACCUAAUUUCAUUAGUAAAGCCGUCAGAACGUAACAUUCCUGUUACAAAUUUAAAGGGGGAAAUCCUUUACCCUUCGUGGAGUAGCAUAUUUGAUGGAGCCAGAUCAAUGCACGGGCAGUCUAAGGCUAAUAUCUAUAGUUUCGACAACAGAAACGUCUAUGUGGAUCAACAAUGGCCUAAGAAAAUGGUGUGGAUAGGAGCUGAUACUCUAGGCAAUCGAUCAACUAAAGCAUACUGUGACGAGUGGAGCUCAGAUAGCCAACAGAUGUUUGGCACCGCAUCUCCUCUAGACAAACUUUUAGAACAAAGACUAUUGAGCUGUGAUAAUAAACUUAUAGUCCUUUGCGUCGAAUUAUCGUCGCAAGCAUCGAGACACAAUCAUAAGAAACGUUGGCCCAAGAAACGUGUUACGUACGAUAAACGAAUCCGAAAACCGUUUGCUGUUACAUAGUAAAAAGUUUUUAGUUCACAGACUUCAACUUCUUGAGUAAUACUCGUAAUGUAACAUGUGAGAUUGAUGUGCGCCAUAGUAUAAAUAUAACUUGAAAUAUGUGUGGUGUUUAAAACUUUGUGUAAAUGAAAGUUCAACAUUUAUUUCUGGGAAUUGUUUGUGUCACCUUAUCACGCAACGCGGGACUCUCGUAUCCGCCUUUCGUGUAUUUGAAACAAAAUGGACGGCUGUCAAUCUGACAGAUGGAUGUGUCAAACGAAUGUGUCAGUGUGAUAAUGAGCAUCCAUUACAGUUAUUGCCUAAUUAUAAUACGGGUUUUAUCAAUUGAUUUAGCACCUUUAGAAUUGAAGUGACUUAGCUAAAAAUUCGAAAAACCUAUGAAAAUGUAUUCUGAGCUUAUAAAAAUUAAACAAUCUCUUUUAGUCCAGAAAAGGACAAAUGUACUCUUUCCGUCUCUUUUAAAUCAAGCGCUUGCCCUA